CCUUGUCAAGCAUGUCGGAAGAAUCUGGCUCUCCAGCCCCCUCGUCGAUCUCCAUAUACAUCCCGAUUGUGUAUGUGGUAGUGCUGCUGACUACAUUGGUGCUGUUUUCUGUUGCCCACCGCCGCAAAAAGCUUAACAAACUUGUCUCCAUGAAACCUAUUUUCAAGGACAACUAUCAGCGUGAAAUGUAUUUGCAGCUGAAAAACCAGACAGAGCCCAAGGUCAACGAAAAGGUGCUGAAGGCUGCGCUCAUCCGGCGUGGUGCCGAGGCGAUCCGCAGAAUGAUCAAGCUCAAGGAGAUCCAGCAGUACGUCAACGUGCUGUACCAGCGGGGAUCGAUCGGAGACGACGUGUACGAAAGCUUCAAAUUGCAAAGCAAAUUACAGGAGCUCGAACUCAACGAGCUAGCGAUGGAGGCGGAGUCGUUCAAGAAGGGAUGGGCCCAGACAUUCUUUCCUGUGUGUCAGGAGGUCACCAUAAACGAGGCGCUCAGAAGACGUCUCAACUCGCUCGAACCAAUGAAACAAUCGCUGGACAACCAGUGGCUCAAGCAAGUCGCCGCGUAACCUACAUAAUGACUGUUGUUAUACCUAUGCUAUUCACA
This is a messenger RNA of Ogataea polymorpha, 604 nucleotides long. RefSeq lists its product as uncharacterized. Bases 12 to 566 code for a protein of 184 amino acids. NCBI's taxonomy places the organism in Eukaryota, Fungi, Ascomycota, Pichiomycetes, Pichiales, Pichiaceae. Gene Ontology annotation, biological process: post-translational protein targeting to membrane, translocation. The transcript has a single exon. The record is from RefSeq and is a predicted model, not a curated record. Gene Ontology annotation, cellular component: Sec62/Sec63 complex.